CCCCUCCUCCACCACCGCCCGGGUUGGUUCCAGCAGGCGAGCCUUAUCUUCUUCUUCGUCCGUCCGUCCUGGCAUUGGCUUGUAGGUGUCGCGAGACAGGGAGGGUAGCGGCGAGCUGAGAGAGGUUUACGGUGGGGGCGGCGGCCAUGAAGAUCCAGUGCGACGCGUGCGAGGCCGCGGCGGCCACGGUGGUGUGCUGCGCCGACGAGGCGGCGCUGUGCGCGCGCUGCGACGUCGAGAUCCACGCCGCCAACAAGCUCGCCAGCAAGCACCAGCGCCUCCCGCUCGAGGCGCUCUCCGCCAGGCUCCCCCGCUGCGACGUCUGCCAGGAGAAGGCGGCGUUCAUCUUCUGCGUGGAGGACCGGGCGCUCUUCUGCCGGGACUGCGACGAGCCCAUCCACGUCCCGGGCACGCUCUCCGGCAACCACCAGCGCUACCUCGCCACCGGCAUCCGCGUCGGCCUCGCCUCCGCGUCCGCGUGCAGCGACGCCAGCGACGCCCACGACUCGGACCACCACCACGCCCCGCCCAAGGCCACCGUCGAGCCACCGCAGCCCGCCGUCUCCGCCGCGGCGCAGCAGGUGCCCUCGCCGCCGCCGUUCCUGCCGCAAGGCUGGGCCGUCGACGAGCUCCUCCAGUUCUCCGACUACGAGUCCGGCGACAAGCUGCAGAAGGAGUCGCCGCUCGGGUUCAAGGAGCUCGAGUGGUUCGCCGACAUCGACCUCUUCCACGACCAGGCGGCGCCCAAGGCCGGCAGGGCGCUGGCGGAGGUCCCCGAGCUUUUCGGAUCCCAGGCGGCAAGCGACGCGGCGUACUACAGGCCGAGCAAAGCCGGCGCCGGGGUGCGCCAGAGCAAGAAGGCCCGGAUCGAGGUCACCGACGACGAGGACUACCUCAUCGUCCCUGACCUUGGCUGAAAGAAAGAGCGCGAGAGUUUUGUUUCUUCGCCUGUGGUGGUGUUGUAUACCAGAAGAAUUCUACUGUGUACAAGCUAGUGUCAUGUGUUGUGCA
Messenger RNA from Panicum hallii, 1011 nucleotides. RefSeq names its product B-box zinc finger protein 25-like. Gene Ontology annotation, cellular component: nucleus. Bases 147 to 917 code for a protein of 256 amino acids. Gene Ontology annotation, biological process: regulation of DNA-templated transcription; photomorphogenesis. NCBI's taxonomy places the organism in Eukaryota, Viridiplantae, Streptophyta, Magnoliopsida, Poales, Poaceae. Gene Ontology annotation, molecular function: zinc ion binding. The record is from RefSeq and is a predicted model, not a curated record. The transcript is spliced from 3 exons.